Molecule: messenger RNA, 1488 nt
Organism: Fusarium verticillioides 7600
Lineage: Eukaryota; Fungi; Ascomycota; Sordariomycetes; Hypocreales; Nectriaceae
Exons: 3
Coding region: 1-1488 (495 amino acids)
Biological process (GO): positive regulation of transcription by RNA polymerase II
Cellular component (GO): nucleus
Molecular function (GO): transcription cis-regulatory region binding; DNA-binding transcription factor activity
Source: RefSeq, a predicted model, not a curated record
AUGCCUUCACUGCAGGAUCUAGAAGGUUUGACUCGAGGGAACAGCGACAUGAGCUUAUAUUUCGACGACCUUCCAAAUGUGCAGUUUGACAGCAACUGGCUCAACGCAUUUGUGAUGGAUCAGGACCUCACGACAUUAUCCGCCCAAUACGAGGAUCAUGUACCUGCUAUAGGCGACAGCCUAAGCGGGCAAUUGAUACCAGACCCGACAAGUAUCCAGUUGGACUCUGUCCCAAGUGAUGGAGACGCUUUGUUAGAGAUCAUCGAAAGCGAACAUGAAGUCGAGAGAUCAAAAUCAGGUAACGAUACCGUAUUUGGUACCACCAAGACCUUUGAGCACAGCUUAGCACCGCCAACACCAAGCCUUCCCGCUUGCACUGAGGAAAUCGCAUUCAACUACUUUAUGACCGAUGCUUCUCCUCGGAUUCCAGCUCUUGAUAGUCCUGGAAAUCCGUUUCGUGAGCUUUGCAGAAUCUCCAUCUCAUAUCCGCUACUCUUACAUACGUUCUUAGCGUCGGUCACAAGCUUUGAGAUCGUUGCGGAGUAUGGAACGAUUUCUCCGACUUUCAAUACUACGGAAGAGUUGUCUUUAUCAAUAGAGAAUCAUGCGUUUUCAGUCUUAUCCCUGAGAGAAGUUACCCUUGCAGCAUAUCUCAUUCACAUCGCUUCGGAGGUUAUGACUGGUAGCCUCACGACGGACACACAUCUUCGAAAUGCAUUCAAGCUGGUGGUUGAACUACGAUAUAUCGACAAGAUGCCUGACGGAUUCUAUUCUCGCUUCUUAGUGCAGCGAUUUGCCAUGAUUGAUAUCAUCAUGUCUCUCUUGCGGCGCCGGAAGCCCCUCGCACCCGAAUCUUUCAUCUUGUAUCAGCAGCAUGAGGAAGCUGACGUACCUGGGCCGUCCUUUCGCGAACUGACUGGCUGCCCUCAGCCUGUACUUUCUUUUUUGGCGAAUAUAUCGAUAUUGGCAACUGACGUUGAGUUGGAGAAUGACGUACGGCUCGCUCAAGCGUAUCAACUCGAAACCACUAUGCGAGACUGGGGAUCACGAAAGUACCCGAUGCCACUAAAUAUAGCUGCUCGAUCAAACAGCCCCCUGUCUGUCCCUCCCUCCCAAGAUGACCAUCUAAGUACCCUGAAUGCAUGCUUUUACUGGAUGGCGCACCUUCUCCUUGCGCGGCGAGUAUUUAUGGAUCCCACAGCGUCAAGUCGGGUUCAACUUUACCGAAAGCAUCUUUUCUCUCUUAUUGAUAGACUCCCUCCGGGCUGUGGGCCAGACUCCUCAUUGCCAAUUCCGUUCUAUAUGGCUGCACGAGAGGCUAUCGUACCUCUGGACCGUGAAUGGGUGCGCCAAAAACACGAUGAGAUGAUAAUCAUAUAUCCAGAUCGUUCUAGAGAGCUUAUGAUGUCUUUGACAGAAGACAUUUGGAGUCUCAGUGACAGGGAAUAUCACGACCUGGUGUCCAAAGGGCCUUGGGACCUCCCUUGA